AUGCGUCUCUAUUUUCUUCACAAACCCCUUGAACCCUAUUCGCAGAUCCUCGUCGAUCGCGGCGGGCAACGGCUGCAGCUCCUGCGUGACCUUCGUGGCGAAGGCCGUGAGCAGCGCCUUGACGGAGGUGACGUAGUUGCGGCGGGCGCGGGUGGUGAGAAGAUUUUUGGCUUUUUGCACUUCGUUAUUCAAAAAGUCCUGAAGGCAUUGGAUGGUCUCCUUUUCCAAUCUUGGGGCCACUUCUUCAAUGAAAUGUCUGGUUUCCCUGAGGACAUUAUAAAACAUUGUUUUUCUUAG
Messenger RNA from Babesia ovata, 297 nucleotides. Its product is annotated as S-adenosyl-L-homocysteine hydrolase, putative. The transcript has a single exon. NCBI's taxonomy places the organism in Eukaryota, Apicomplexa, Aconoidasida, Piroplasmida, Babesiidae. The record is from RefSeq and is a predicted model, not a curated record. Bases 1 to 297 code for a protein of 98 amino acids.